AGAAAGUCACGAGAAGGAAAUCUGACACUAACUGCUUUCUUGGAUGAAUACUUAGUUAAUUUGGAAAUAUUCUCACGUUUUGAAACGAUCUAAAUAUUCUGUUGAAUACAGAAUAGUUAUAGAUAUGAAGUGUUCUUUCCACUGGCGAGAAAUAAAACUUAAAAUGUGAAUUCAUACACUGUAUAUUCAAUUAGGCAACCGAAAAACAUGCUCCGCAAGCCAAGCUACGCACCGGUUGAACAGGGCUUCAAAUUGCCAAAGAUCGUGGGCGCUGGCACCGAACAAAGGCUGCCGGGUAUCCAGAAAGAGCUCAAUGAUACAAAGAAGCGCAAGCUUUUGCCAGACCUGGAGAACAACGCAGCAACCAUUUCGUCCCAGGCCACCAAAAGACCAGCCAAGAGGCGCCAGGCCGAGAAGACUAUCAGCGACUGCGUCGAGUUCUUCAAAGGAAAAACCUCACCAAUGCCACCGGGUCGUUGUGAUCCAACUAAAAAGCCCGCCAAAAUGCAGUCUCCCAAAGGAGACAAAGCAGCACGAAGACACACCAACGAUAAGACAGAAAUCUUCCUCAAUCGCUGCCAAAAGCUCCUGGACACUGCCGUUCAGGAAUUCACCGCGGCAGAACAUUUGAUGGCCGAAUUCAGCUUCAGGCCCGAGAGUCCUGCCAAGCCUCCUCUUCAUGGACGGAAGACCGGGAAACCUAUUACAUACAAGAAGCAGAGAAAGCAGUAG
Lingula anatina is the source of this 732-nucleotide messenger RNA. RefSeq lists its product as uncharacterized. NCBI's taxonomy places the organism in Eukaryota, Metazoa, Brachiopoda, Lingulata, Lingulida, Lingulidae. The record is from RefSeq and is a predicted model, not a curated record.